This is a messenger RNA of Caenorhabditis angaria, 774 nucleotides long. The record is from the annotation of a GenBank genome assembly. NCBI's taxonomy places the organism in Eukaryota, Metazoa, Nematoda, Chromadorea, Rhabditida, Rhabditidae.
AUGUUUGCUGAAGCAAGGCUGAUUCCAUUUUCGAAUUCAGUAAUUCAAGUAAAUUAUGGAAUUUGUUAUCAAAUUGUGGAUGUUUCAUGGUGUUAUGUUAGUUAUACUUUUGGUGUUCAUCUAUUUUUACAUUCACAAUUUUCGCUUCUUUAUUCAUUUUAUUUUCGAUAUAAAGUACUCUGUGAUUGGGAAGCAAAUACGAGAAAUGUUGUUUUGAGUCUUCUAAUAAUUUAUAUUCCCUCACUUGUUCAAUUUUUCUUACUUGCAAAUGGCGAAGAUAGUGAUCAAUUAGUUUUAUGGGAAGUUAUUACAAAAUGGUUUCCUGAAGUGAAAAUGGAACAAGUGACUGGUCAUCUUGAUGUUCGAACUGGUCCGAUUGCUUAUGGAACUAUGAUUUUCAUGAUUUCACCAUUAUUCAUUUAUCCAACUAUUCUGUAUCUUCGUAGUAAAAUAAUAAAAAUCCUUGAUGAGAACUUGGAACAUCUUCGAAAAGAGACAAGAAUUUUACAUCAACGUCUUCUAAAAAUUCUAACUUUUCAAGCAUGUUUGCCAAUUAUUUUUAUAUCUGGGAUCAUUUUAUUCACCCUUGAAAAACUUGGAAUAAUGUUCAGCCCGAUCUCAGAAUGUGCUUCAACUUUAUCCUUGGAAAUUAUUCCAGCAUUGUCUCCAUUGAUAUAUUUUUAUUAUAUGACACCUUAUCGUCAUGCGAUUCUCGGUUUCAUUGGGGUUCGAAAAAACUCAAGAACUAUAUUUCAACAAACUCCAAGUUGUUAG